AUGUUAUGCUUUAUAGAAGUUUUCGAUACCAUCAUGACACAACUCUUGAAUCAGGUACCCGCCGGGCCGCCUCCGGCCACUGAAGCAGCAAUAAGUCGUCUUCCACGAGUCCAUGUUUCUUCGGAUGAAUUGGCUGGUAAGUUAGAGCGCUGCUCUAUCUGCUUCGAGGAUUAUGCAGUCGGCGAAAAUUUGCUUCGGCUUCCUUGUCAGCAUAUCUACCAUGAGUCCUGUAUUGUCACUUGGCUAAAACGAGUUAGUUUACCUUUGCUUAAUAUCCUAUUAACUCUUGAGUAUUGGUUAUCUCCAGUCUCAUAA
Molecule: messenger RNA, 315 nt
Organism: Protopolystoma xenopodis
Lineage: Eukaryota; Metazoa; Platyhelminthes; Monogenea; Polystomatidea; Polystomatidae
Source: the annotation of a GenBank genome assembly